UAAUGAAAAAAAAAAAAGAAUGUAAACGACUAGUAUCAGGCUGCAACAUAACACAAUUGAAAAAAAGACUGCAGACACAGUACAGGGGAUGACCAGAGACUGCAGACACAGUACGGGGAUGACCAGAGACUGCAGACACAGUACAGGGAUGACCAGAGACUGCGGACACAGUACAGGGAUGACCAGAGACUGCGGACACAGUACAGGGAUGACCAGAGACUGCGGACACAGUACAGGGAUGACCAGAGACUGCGGACACAGUACAGGAGAUGACCAGAGACUGCGGACACAGUACAGGAGAUGACCAGAGACUGCAG
Staurois parvus is the source of this 317-nucleotide messenger RNA. Lineage: Eukaryota; Metazoa; Chordata; Amphibia; Anura; Ranidae. The record is from the annotation of a GenBank genome assembly.